Pseudophryne corroboree (corroboree frog) is the source of this 2765-nucleotide messenger RNA. It is a transcript of the gene AFG2B, whose product is annotated as AFG2 AAA ATPase homolog B. The record is from RefSeq and is a predicted model, not a curated record. Lineage: Eukaryota; Metazoa; Chordata; Amphibia; Anura; Myobatrachidae. Gene Ontology annotation, molecular function: ATP binding; ATP hydrolysis activity. The coding region runs from base 217 to 2625 and encodes 802 amino acids. The transcript has 9 exons.
GGCUUAGUAACGUUACAGAGUUCUAGACGGAAAUAUACAACAAUGGCAGCCCUGCUGCUUUUCACCAGCUGCCUUAUAGGACUACAAGUACCGGGAUGUCCCCCUGCCGACUGGCUUUCCCGGCGUGCGGCCACCACUGCUCACGUUCACACUGAGCGCCGCCGUCACUCGCUAUAGAACUACAUCUCCCAGCAUGCCCCGCUGGGACGCCGCUCAAUGGUUGUCACUUGGCUGAACCCGGAAGUUGACAUUGCAGGAACACGUGGGAAGAGUUCUCCCCAAGCUGCAUUGUCCUAUCUGUCCUGUUAUGUGCCUUUUAUUAUUAUUAUUAUUAGUAGUAUAGUUUUAUACUCUGUGUUUAAGAUGGACACUGUGCUUACAUUACUUCCACUGAACCAUGAAGAUCACGGAACCCAGAGGUGUCGGCUGGGACCCAAGGCGAUGUCUUACCUGGGAGUAAAGAUAGGUUUCCCCCUCCUAAUAUCGUUGCCCAGUGGCAGCUGUUUGUGCACUGUUUGGCCAAGAAAGGAUUUGUCUGAAGGGUUUUUGCAGGCUGACCUGAUGUGUUCCACGUUACCUAAACCCACGGUGGACUAUAAGAAUUCCAUUGUUUCUUUAAAUCGGUUAAGAAGCCUAAGUUCUGUAAAGUUAAAAAAGGCAACGGUAAAAGUUGUAAUGAGAAAUUUGGAAGUGAAGUUAGCUGUAUGUGGACCAAUUCUCCAUGAGGUGGUGAAAGACUUGCUGAGAAAUGUUUAUGUGUUACCUGGCUAUUUGAUAAGCGUGAUGGAAGAUUCGCCAGUAGUGAAUGUGGAAAUACUAGACACGGAUCCCAAAGAGGGAGCAGCUGGACUUAUAACAGCAAAAACAAAUUUGAGUAUUAUAGAGACCCUAACGCAGGAAUGGUACGCCCACAUAAUGGACAAUGUGCCACAAUGUCAGGUUGCUGGAAUGGAUGAUGUAUGUACCUCACUUAACGAGAUUAUAAAUUUACCUUUUCACUUCCCAGAGACCAUCAGUAAGCUAGGCCUUGCUUGUCCCAAAGGGCUACUCCUGGUUGGUCCUCCUGGGGUUGGAAAAACUCUUCUGGUAAAGGCUGUUGCAAGACAAGCGGGUGCCUAUCUUAUUAGUCUGAGUGGGCCCUCAAUUCAUGGAUCAAGGCCUGGAGAAAGCGAGGAGAAUUUGAGAAAGAUUUUUGAGAAAGCCAGAGAUGUGUCUCGUGGAGGUCCAUGCAUUCUUUUUAUUGAUGAGAUUGACUCCUUGUGCCCUAGACGGGGGAACUCAAAUAAUGCACCUGAAAACCGUAUAGUUGCCCAGCUGUUGACACUCAUGGAUGGGGUUCACAGUGAUAACAAGAUGGUCAUUAUUGCUGCUACAAAUCAGCCAGAUGCCAUAGACUCUGCACUUCGGCGACCAGGAAGAUUUGACAGAGAGAUUAUUAUUGGAACUCCCACAUUAAGCCAGAGAAGAGCCAUUCUUGAUGUGCUUACGUCACAUAUGCCUAUCAGCAGAGAUGUGGACAUAGCUGCUCUAGCAGAUAUGACUGUGGGCUAUGUAGGAGCUGAUCUCACUGCCCUCUGCAGAGAUGCUGCCAUGCAGGUGGUACUGCAAGCCCAUCAGGACAGUCAGGUAGACCUGGUCAGCAGGAGACAUUUCUAUGAAGCAUUUAAAAAGAUACGGCCCGCUUCUGCACGGAGUGCUAUUGGAAAGGUGGAGUUUAAACCCGUAUAUUGGGACAAAAUUGGUGGACUGGAGGAUAUUAAACUAAUGUUGAAACAGAGCAUUGAGUGGCCCUUGAAGUAUCCGGAAGCCUUCCUCAGGAUGUGCUUAACACCACCAAAAGGAGUGCUACUAUAUGGGCCUCCAGGAUGCGCCAAAACCACUCUUGUUAAAGCCGUGGCUACCAGCUGCCAUUGUUCCUUUUUCUCUGUUAGUGGUGCCGACCUUUUCUCACCAUACGUAGGGGACUCCGAAAAGAUUCUAUCCCAGCUUUUCAGGCAAGCAAGAGCAAGCACUCCAGCAAUUGUGUUUCUGGAUGAGAUUGAUGCUAUUGUGGGAUGUCGCUCAGAGUGCAGGACAGGCUCUGGUGUCCAGGAGAGGAUCCUCUCUGUUCUCCUGAAUGAACUUGAUGGUGUUGGGCUAAAGACUACAGAACGCAGAGGGAACCCACUAUUAUUAGAAGGUGGCCAUUAUCAAGGUCAUAAUGACCAGAUGGAAAUGAAGGAAGUUGUAAACAAACUGGUGAUGAUUGUGGCUGCUACAAACAGGCCAGAUGUUUUGGAUGAUGCUUUACUGCGGCCAGGAAGACUGGACAAGCUCCUGUACAUACCACCACCCGAUGAGGAGGCACGUUUGUCUAUACUAAAACUCUGCACUAGUAGUGUGCCACUAGCUAGUGAUGUCUGUCUGGAGCGCCUGGCAGCAGCUACUUCAUACUACUCUGGGGCAGACCUUCAAAAUCUCUGCAAAGAGGCUGCCUUAGUUGCAUUACACCUGAGUGGACUACAGGCUUCCUGCGUGAAACAAGAGCAUUUCCAACAGGCUUUAGCAUCUCUGACUCCAUCUCUGAAUGCCAGGGACCUAAUGGCCUAUAAGAAACUGCAGGGUCAUACAGGAAUAAUGGGUUAAAUGGAAAACAGACUACUUUAUAAUACAACAAGAACUGACAUACAUGUAUUAUUGCAUUAUGUAGAAAUAGAAGUGGAACAAGCUUUAUUGCAAGGAUUAAUACCAAUAGCCAUGUAAUAAAUAUUUUAUUAUAAACACUG